GACAAACUACUUGUUUUUACUGUAGCAACUAAAGAAACUGAUGGCUUUCACCGUUUCAUGCAAACUGCAAAGCACUUCAACUACACAGUAAAGGUCCUUGGAAAAGGUGAAGAGUGGAAAGGUGGUGAGCUGCCUAACUCUAUUGGCGGAGGGCAGAAAGUUCGACUACUGAAAGAAGGCAUGGAAAGCUAUGCUGAUCAAGAGGACUUGGUUGUAAUGUUUGUUGAAUGUUAUGAUGUUAUCUUUGCGGGGGGCCCUGAAGAACUGCUGAAGAAAUUUCAGGAAGCUAAUCAUAAAGUGGUGUUUGCAGCAGAUGGAUUAAUUUGGCCAGAUAAAAGGCUAGCUGACAAGUAUCCUGUUGUCCGGAGUGGGAAACGAUUCCUGAACUCAGGAGGAUUUAUUGGUUAUGCUCCAUAUAUAAAUCACAUUGUGCAGCAAUGGAAUCUGCAGGAUAAUGAUGACGAUCAGCUGUUUUACACCAAAAUCUAUGUGGACCCAUUGGCAAGGGAGCGCAUUAACAUUACUUUGGACCACAAAUGUACAAUUUUCCAGACUUUAAAUGGAGCUGUUGAUGAAGUCCUUUUGAAAUUUGAAGAAGGAAAAGUAAGAGCAAGGAAUUCAGUGUAUGACACAUUACCGAUCACCAUUCAUGGAAAUGGUCCAACUAAAAUUCACUUGAAUUAUUUGGGAAACUAUAUUCCUAAUGCUUGGACGCGGGAAACUGGUUGCAGUAUUUGUGAUUUAGACUUACUAGACCUGUCAACAGUAACGGAGGUAGUCAGGGUAAACAUUGGUGUUUUCAUUGAACAACCCACUCCUUUCCUACCUAAAUUUUUAGACAGACUGUUGACUCUGGACUACCCCAAGGAGGCUCUCAGUAUCUUCAUUCAUAAUAAUGAGGUUUACCAUGAAAAGCACAUCAAGAAAUUCUGGGAAAAAGCCAAGAACAUUAUCAGAAAUGUAAAAAUUGUUGGACCUGAAGAAAAUCUGAGUCAAGCAGAAGCCCGGAACAUGGGAAUGGACCUUUGUCGCCAGGAUAAAACAUGUGAAUAUUACUUCAGCAUAGAUGCAGAUGUUGUGCUGACAAACCCGAAAACUUUAAGACUACUGAUAGAACAGAACAGAAAGAUAAUUGCUCCACUUGUAACUCGUCAUGGGAAGCUUUGGUCCAAUUUCUGGGGUGCUUUGAGCCCAGAUGGCUAUUAUGCUCGAUCAGAAGAUUAUGUUGAUAUUGUCCAAGGGAACAGAGUACCCUCCUUAUUCUCCCUGCUGCAGCUAUUUUAUGAUUCGGGUGUUUUCAUGUACAUUACGAACAGACAUGAAUUUGGAAGACUUCUUUCUACAGCCAAUUACAAUACCUCUCACUACCACAACGACCUCUGGCAGAUAUUUGAAAAUCCUGUGGACUGGAAGGAAACCUAUAUAAAUCCCAACUACUCCAAGAUCUUCACUGAUAAUAUAGUAGAACAGCCAUGUCCAGAUGUGUUUUGGUUUCCCAUAUUUUCUGACACUGCUUGUGAUGAAUUGGUAGAAGAAAUGGAACAUUAUGGACAAUGGUCUGGUGGAAAACACCAAGAUAGCCGUAUUUCUGGAGGUUAUGAAAAUGUCCCAACUGAUGAUAUUCAUAUGAAGCAAAUUGGACUGGAUAAUGAAUGGCUGCAUUUCAUAAGAGAGUUCAUUGCACCAGUAACGCUAAAAGUGUUUGCUGGUUAUUAUACCAAGGGGUAUGCUUUAUUGAAUUUUGUUGUAAAAUACAGCCCUGACAGACAACGGUCACUCAGACCUCACCAUGACUCCUCUACAUUCACAAUCAACAUCGCUCUCAACAAAGUAGGGGAGGACUUUCAAGGAGGUGGAUGUAAAUUUCUUAGGUACAACUGCUCCAUUGAGUCUCCCAGGAAAGGAUGGAGUUUCAUGCACCCAGGAAGACUUACUCAUUUACAUGAAGGACUUCCUAUCUUGAAUGGCACAAGAUACAUUGCAGUAUCAUUUAUUGAUCCUUAAUUUUAUUUUUUUGCCCCCUUCAGCAGUGUUUGAUUCUCUACAUAAACAUUUAUUUAUAGAUUUAUUUUUUUUUUUUUUUUUCUGGAAGAUGGUGAUAAAAGAAACUUUAAGUUACUGUUCUUAGACAGCAAAGUUACUUUGGGCUAAAAGAAUGAAAAAAAGAAAAUGUACUAAAAUUGUUGAAGAUUUCUCAAUAUCUGCUCUGAGCCUUGAGUCACAAAGUAAACAUGUCCUGCUUAUUUUUCCAUUCUGCUGUCUUAAAGAGUAAGUAAGGAGGGA
Messenger RNA from Antrostomus carolinensis (chuck-will's-widow), 2283 nucleotides. RefSeq names its product procollagen-lysine,2-oxoglutarate 5-dioxygenase 2 (gene PLOD2). Gene Ontology annotation, molecular function: L-ascorbic acid binding; iron ion binding; procollagen-lysine 5-dioxygenase activity. The record is from RefSeq and is a predicted model, not a curated record. The transcript has 19 exons. Gene Ontology annotation, biological process: peptidyl-lysine hydroxylation. NCBI's taxonomy places the organism in Eukaryota, Metazoa, Chordata, Aves, Caprimulgiformes, Caprimulgidae. Bases 58 to 2004 code for a protein of 648 amino acids. Gene Ontology annotation, cellular component: endoplasmic reticulum.